UCACCGUGGAUUAGAGGAGGCAGGCAACUUUAAUUUGAAUAAACUCUUCCUUUCGGACUCACUAUAAAACAGAAUCUCUUCAGUCUUUCGGUACUGGUUCACAGUAAACACACCUCUUUCCCUGUAACUUCAUUUUCUCAUCUCACGAAGAGACAGCCUUAUCAUCCAUCUCUCUCUCUCUUUCAGCCAUGUCUAUCAGAAUGUCAAAUGCUUCAUCUGGUAUGGGAGUAUCUGAUCACAGUAAGGAUAUAUUCAUGGAACUAAAGAGAAAGAAAGUACAUAGAUAUGUGGUGUUUAAGAUUGAUGAGAAGAAAAAAGAGGUUGUAGUUGAAAAAACUGGAGGUCCAGCUGAAAGUUAUGAUGAUUUCACUGCAUCUUUACCAGAGAAUGAUUGCCGUUAUGCCGUUUAUGAUUUCGAUUAUGUCACCUCUGAGAAUUGCCAGAAGAGCAAGAUUUUCUUCAUUGCAUGGUCUCCCUCAGUUGCUCGUAUUCGAUCCAAGAUGCUUUACGCUACAUCCAAAGACAGGUUCCGACGAGAACUUGACGGUAUUCACUACGAAAUUCAAGCAACUGACCCUGAUGAAAUGGAACUUGAAGCACUGAGAGAACGUGCUCAUUGAGGAUCUAUCUUAAAAUUUCAAUUGUAAAAUGGUAUUGUGGUGACGAAUUAAAUUGAGGUUAGGCAUUAUCUGAUGGAUGCAAAUGGAAGUGACAUUUCACAUUAGUUGAUAAUGAAUGACAGGGUCAGUAUAGAAGCUAAUAGGAAGUGGUUCCGGAAGUCAUGGUAUUGAGUUUUCUUACUGCCAUGAAGUCUUAUCGAUUUAUUACUGUUGAAAUGAAUCUACAAUAUAUAGUUAUCUAUUUUCUAAAUAAAAACAGUGGGUUGGCAGACUAACUAGAUACGAUUAUUUCCUUACUAUAUUUGUAUACUGGGUGUAAUGUUGAGUUUGAAUUGAAAUUUGAGAUAUGGCAGGGUUCGUGUGAUCCAUUUAAGGCCUAAUGGCCUAUAAUGUAGUUUUCUUUAGCCA
Papaver somniferum (opium poppy) is the source of this 1028-nucleotide messenger RNA. RefSeq names its product actin-depolymerizing factor. Gene Ontology annotation, cellular component: cytoplasm; actin cytoskeleton. Lineage: Eukaryota; Viridiplantae; Streptophyta; Magnoliopsida; Ranunculales; Papaveraceae. The transcript is spliced from 3 exons. Gene Ontology annotation, biological process: actin filament depolymerization. Bases 189 to 620 code for a protein of 143 amino acids. The record is from RefSeq and is a predicted model, not a curated record. Gene Ontology annotation, molecular function: actin filament binding.